Salvelinus fontinalis (brook trout) is the source of this 12579-nucleotide messenger RNA. RefSeq lists its product as uncharacterized. The coding region runs from base 831 to 6443 and encodes 1870 amino acids. The record is from RefSeq and is a predicted model, not a curated record. NCBI's taxonomy places the organism in Eukaryota, Metazoa, Chordata, Actinopteri, Salmoniformes, Salmonidae. The transcript is spliced from 5 exons.
CUGUACACCAACUAGCCACAACCACCUGACGAGGGACUUGAAGUGCUACUUAAAAAUUCCACUCCGACGCAUGCUGCUGCUAGCUAGCAGGCGGUUUUAAGAAAUGUGAAGUUAACUUUUUGUGUCUCGAUUUUCUUUAAACACAAUGCAGGCCAAGGGAUUUGCUGUAGUCCACCACCAGUAAAGGUAACGGUACGUUAUCUUAGGUAGGUAGCCUAGUAGCAAACUUAACGCUAACUAGUUAUGUUACGGACAACUAGCUAGCUUGCUAACGAUUGGUUAGCAGUUGCUAACCGCAUUAACCUAGUUAGCAAAAUACAAUAAAAAGUUAAAUCUAAAUAGCUAACGUUAGAUACAUCGCCAAAUACGAUUUAGGCGUUUGUUGCCAUUUAGCUAGCUAGCUAGCUAGCUCGUUAGCUAGCUAGGAAGUUGGCUGGCUAGCUAGCUAACUAGGAAGUUGGCUGGCUAGCUAGCUAGCUAGCUAGCUAGGAAGUUGACUGGCUAGCUUGGUCAGAUCAGUUGUAUGGUAAUUUUUAUAGCCCAUGUAUGUAUUGGAAAGACACGGGUAGUCGCAAAUUGGUGAAUUAUAUAUUUUUAGCAGUCUGACAGCGAGUCUGAUUCCCGGGUGGGUCUGAAAAAGAAUUUACAGUAUUUAUCAAUAUUAAAUAAAUGACCAAUUGCUGCUGGUGACUGGUUGUACCGUAAAGUGAUGUUGACAUUACUUUUUUUUAAUAAGUUGUUCUGUCAUAUCUAACAAUCGACUGUUCUCAGUUUAGAGAUUGUCAUCAGGGCUUUUUGACGAGUUUGUUUUUGUAGUUUAUUGGUGCAAAAUGGAUGUUAAGAUGGAGGACGAUGAAGCAGAGAGAUCCCAAGUAACCAUUUGGUCUGAUUCAAUUAAUGCCUGCAUAGAUUACCCACAUUCUCCAGUGUCAGGAAACACAGAAACAAGUUAUCUGGAAACCAAAACCAAUUCAACAUAUAAACAUGACUAUACAGUGAUCCAAACUACCAACAAUUUAUCAGGCAGUUAUUUUCCUUCUGAGAUUGAUGUAAAGCUUGAGGAGAAUGACAUGGGAAUAUCCCCAACUGUCCCAUGGUCUUCAUGUUCCUAUGUGGGUUUACCAAAAGAGCAUUCACAUGUACCUUCCAUCAGUUCCCAAACAACAAGUCAAGGGCAGAUUUUACGUCUUUUCCCUGAAAAGACAUGCACAAGUGAUGGGGAGAAUAACGCUGUCAAAAUGGUUUAUUUCUGUAAUGCCCAAGAUCCCGUUAGUACAUCUGAAGGGCAUUUUCUCAAAGAGGAGUCAUGGCAUGGAUCACCGUCCAGUGAUAUUCCCAUAGCAAAUGCAUUCACCCUAUGUGGUUCAUUUGAAGCUCAAAUCAACCCAUCUUCACAGGUGUUUAGCAUAAACCAAACCCAGACCAAUAUUGAAUUGCCAUUGCCUGCUGAAAAUGUUAAUCUAGCAAGAUAUAGUACUGACAUUACUUCUGUGCUAACCUCGCCUGCUACAGAAAGCGGAUGUAAUUUAGCUGUAUCUACUAGAUCGAGGCCUAUUCUUUCUGAUUACUGUGAGCCAUUCAACUUUCCUUCUGAUGAAGACGAAGACUACAAUGGCGAUGGAAGACGAAGACUUCAAUGCCAAAAAACAGUAGAGGAUGAGUAUAUACGGCAGUGUCGUGUCAGUUACUCAAGAAAAACCCCAAGACAUUUUGGAAAGUAUUGGAAAGCUCCAUACAAGAAGUGCAAGGAAAUGGGUGUAGUUUUCAAUGUUGGAUCUGGAGCGAAACAGAAACUUGAUCGUCAUUUACUGACAAAUGGUGUAAUGGCUGAGGUGUCUGAAUAUGCUAAAGAGAUUAAAAGAGCUCACCGGCAUGUUAUCUAUGAUAUUCUAGAAUACAACUUUGAUCUUGGUGUUGGUAGUGAAUUACAAUUUGAUUUUGGCAGCCGGAUUAUGUUAAAACUAAAAGAAAUGAUGAAAAAGAAGUACAAGAGGACACAACCUGGAUGGUUAGCAGAAGUGUUUGAAUUUCCUGAUCCAAAGACAAUGAAAGCAACUAACUACUCUCGUCAAUGGGCAAGGUCCAAUUUGCAUAACAGCGUCUCAAAAAAUCGAACACCCUUUGACAUCUGUAUAAAGGAGGAGCCUGUUGUGGACCUGAUAUCUCCUCCGCAUGUGAAGACUGAAAGCCUCUUUACUGAGACAGUUUUAACACGGUGUGCGGAUGAGACCGCACUCUUUGGUCCUGAAAAUGGACCUCAUGAAAUAUGCACAAAGGAUGAGGCUGAUCUGGCUGUGAUCUAUCCUCAACAUGUCCAGACAGAAAGCGUCUUCACUCAGACAGACAUAACAAUGGAGGAAUCCUUAAUGAUGCCCACAUUAGAAGAAGCAUUGGAGUACCUCUACCCUCUCUGCAAGGAAAAAGGACUUGACCUGGAUGUGAAAUCUAAAUGUGUGAAAAAGGAGAAACUUGACUUGCAUCUAUUGACCAGAGAUGUAAUGUUUGAAGUGGCUGAUUUUGCUUCAGACGUGUGUGGAAAUUACAGGCAGAUUGUCUGUGAUGUUCUAGACCAAAAUUUUGAUCUGGAUUUACAAAGUGGGAAAACUGAGCUGGCUGAAGAGAUUAUGGAUGCGUUACGCAUUUUGAAGAAAAAGCCAUUUUUACAAGGUGAAAAGAGAUGUGCAUUUGACAAGGAUACUUUCCUGAAAAAACGACGCAAACGAAAGAAUCCUGCAGAGAUUUGCAGUAACCAGAAUUUCACUACAGCAUCACUUGAGUUGAAAUACCGAAGACGGAAAGAAGUAACAAAAAGGAGGAGGUUGGAUUUAAUGAGAAAAAAAAAAGAAAUGGACAUGUUAUUAGCCAGGGUGUCGAAGGGAGGCGAUUUGCUGGAAGUCAGACAAGUAGAACCUCAUUGGGUCCAGCUAGAGAGCAUCUCUGAUAAGAUUGACCUUGCACUUUGUGCUGAUGAAACGAAGCAAAAUGUUACCAAUUUAGACCAUUCAAAUGUGACGUUUAACACCAAAGAACUGGUGAAAGACUGCUACCCACUCUGUCAUGAAAUAGGUCUGGGCCUUGAUGUUGCAUCCAAACCUGCAUUCACUCACUGUGGUUAUUUUGAAGCUCAAAUCAACCCAACUUCACAGGUGUUUAGCGUAAACCAAACCCAGACCAAUAUUGAAUUGCCAUUGCCUGCUGAAAAUGUUCAUCUAGCAAGAUAUAGUACUGCCGUUCCUUCUGUGCUAACCUCACCUGCUACAGAAAGCGGAUGUAAUUUAGCUGUAUCUACUAGACCGAGGCCUAUUCUUUCAGAUUAUUGUGAACCAUUCAACUUUCCUUCUGAUGAAGACGAAGACUCCAAUGCCGAUAGAAGACGAAGACUGCAAUGCCAAAAAGCGGUAGAGGAUAAAUAUAUACGGCAGUGGCGUGUCAGUUACUCAAAACAUAACCCAAGAGAUUGUGGAAAGUAUUGGAAAGCUCCAUACACGAAGUGCAAGGAAAUUGGUGUAGAUUUCAAUGUUGAAUCUGGAGUGAAACAGAAACUUGAUCGUCAUUUACUGACAAAUGGUGUAAUGGUUGAGGUGUCUGAAUAUGCUAAAGCUAUUAAAAGCGCUGAACAGCGUGUUAUCUAUGAUAUUCUAGAAUACAACUUUGAUCUUGGUGUUUGUAAUGAAGUACAAUAUACUUUUUCUGCCCGGACUAUGGCAAAACUUAAAGACAUGAAAAAGAAUUACAAGAAGAUACAACCUGGGUGGUUAGCAGAAGUGUUUGAACUUCCUGAUCCAAAGACAAUGAAAGCAAGUAACUACUCUCUUACAUGGGCAAGGUCCAAUUUGCAUGACAGCGUCUCAGAAAAUCGUACACCCUUUGACAUCUGCAUAAAGGAGGAGCCUGUUGUGGACCUGAUAUCUCCUCCGCAUGUGAAGACUGAUAGCCUCUUUACUGAGACAGUUUUAACACGGUGUGCGGAUGAGACCGCACUCUUUGGUCCUGAAAAUGGACCUCAUGAAAUAUGCACAAAGGAUGAGGCUGAUCUGGCUGUGAUCUAUCCUCAACAUGUCCAGACAGAAAGCGUCUUCACUCAGAAAUACAUAAAAAUGGAGGAAUCCUUAAUGAUGCCCACAAUAGAAGAAGCAUUGGAGUACCUCUACCCUCUCUGUAAGGAAAAAGGACUUGACCUGGAUGUGAAAUCUAAAUGUGUGAAAAAGGAGAAACUUGACUUGCAUCUAUUGACCAGAGAUGUAAUGUUUGAAGUGGCUGAUUUUGCUUCAGACGUGUGUGGAAAUUACAGGCAGAUUGUCUGUGAUGUUCUAGACCAAAAUUUUGAUCUGGAUUUACAAAGUGGGAAAACUGAGCUGGCUGAAGAGAUUAUGGAUGCGUUACGCAUUUUGAAGAAAAAGCCAUUUUUACGAGGUGAAAAGAGAUGUGCAUUUGACAAGGAUACUUUCCUGAAAAAACGACGCAGACGAAAGAAUCCUGCAGAGAUUUGCAGUAACCAGAAUUUCACUACAGCAUCACUUGAGUUGAAAUACCGAAGACGGAAAGAAGUAACAAAAAGGAGGAGGUUGGAUUUAAUGAGAAAAAAAAAAGAAAUGGACAUGUUAUUAGCCAGGGUGUCGAAGGGAGGCGAUUUGCUGGAAGUCAGACAAGUAGAACCUCAUUGGGUCAAGCUAGAGAGCAUCUCUGAUAAGAUUGACCUUGCACUUUGUGCUGAUGAAACGAAGCAAAAUGUUAUCAACUUAGACCAUUCAAAUGUGACGUUUAACACCAAAGAACUGGUGAAAGACUGCUACCCACUCUGUCAUGAAAUAGGUCUGGGCCUUGAUGUUGCAUCCAAACCUGCAUUCACUCACUGUGGUUAUUUUGAAGCUCAAAUCAACCCAACUUCACAGGUGUUUAGCGUAAACCAAACCCAGACCAAUAUUGAAUUGCCAUUGCCUGCUGAAAAUGUUCAUCUAGCAAGAUAUAGUACUGCCGUUCCUUCUGUGCUAACCUCACCUGCUACAGAAAGCGGAUGUAAUUUAGCUGUAUCUACUAGACCGAGGCCUAUUCUUUCAGAUUAUUGUGAACCAUUCAACUUUCCUUCUGAUGAAGACGAAGACUACAAUGCCGAUAGAAGACGACGAAGACUGCAAUGCCAAAAAGCGGUAGAGGAUAAAUAUAUACGGCAGUGGCGUGUCAGUUACGCAAAACAUAACCCAAGAGAUUGUGGAAAGUAUUGGAAAGCUCCAUACAAGAAGUGCAAGGAAAUUGGUGUAGAUUUCAAUGUUGGAUCUGGAGUGAAACAGAAACUUGAUUGUCAUUUACUGACAAAUGGUGUAAUGGUUGAGGUGGCUGAAUAUGCUAAAGAGAUUAAAAGAGCUCAACAGCAUGUUAUCUAUGAUAUUCUAGAAUACAACUUUGAUCUUGGUGUUUGUAAUGAAGUACAAUAUACUUUUUCCUCCCGGACUAUGGCAAAACUAAAAGACAUGAAAAAGAAUUACAAGAAGAUACAACCUGGGUGGUUAGCAGAAGUGUUUGAACUUCCUGAUCCAAAGACAAUGAAAGCAAGUAACUACUCUCUUACAUGGGCAAGGUCCAAUUUGCAUGACAGCGUCUCAGAAAAUCGUACACCCUUUGACAUCUGCAUAAAGGAGGAGCCUGUUGUGGACCUGAUAUCUCCUCCGCAUGUGAAGACUGAAAGCCUCUUUACUGAGACAGUUUUAACACGGUGUGCGGAUGAGACCGCACUCUUUGGUCCUGAAAAUGGACCUCAUGAAAUAUGCACAAAGGAUGAGGCUGAUCUGGCUGUGAUCUAUCCUCAACAUGUCCAGACAGAAAGCGUCUUCACUCAGAAAGACAUAAAAAUGGAGGAAUCCUUAAUGAUGCCCACAUUAGAAGAAGCAUUGGAGUACCUCUACCCUCUCUGUAAGGAAAAAGGACUUGACCUGGAUGUGAAAUCUAAAUGUGUGAAAAAGGAGAAACUUGACUUGCAUCUAUUGACCAGAGAUGUAAUGUUUGAAGUGGCUGAUUUUGCUUCAGAAGCGUGUGGAAAUUACAGGCAGAUUGUCUGUGAUGUUCUAGACCAAAAUUUUGAUCUGGAUUUACAAAGUGGGAAAACUGAGCUGGCUCAAGAGAUUAUGGAUGGGUUAGGAGUAGUUUGGAUGAGAAAGACACAUUUACAAGGUCGAAAGAGAUGUGAAUUUUACAAGGAUACUUUCAUGAAAAAACGUCGCAAACAAAAGAAUUCUGCAGAGUUUUCCAAUCACCAGAAGGCCACUACAGUAACACUUGAGCCGAAAUACCAAAGACUGAAAGAAGUAACAAAAAGGAGGAGGUUGGCUUUAAUGAUGAAAAAAAAAAAAAGAAAUGGACAUGUUAAUAGCCAGGGUGUCGAAGGGAGGCGAUUUGCUGGAAGUCAGACAAGUAGAACCUCAUUGGGUCCAGCUAGAGAGCAUCUCUGAUAAGAUUGACCUUGCACUUUGUGCUGAUGAAUCGAAGCAAAAUGUUACCAACUUAGAUAUGUGAAGUUUAACACACAAAUGGGUUUAAGAGUGCUACCCGAUCUCUCAUGAAAUAGGUCUGGACAUUGAUGUUGCAUCCUAACCUGCAAAAACGAAACUGGAAUUGAAUUUUCUGACUAACAGUGUCGUUAUCGAGGUUCAUACAUACUUGCGUAAGAAUCGUUGAGGUAAGAUUGGAAAAGAUGGGUGGAUAUUUUGUUUGCUCUCUGAUAUUCUAGAAUACAAUUUUGAUCGUAGUUUGCAAAAUCAGAGACGUUAUCAAGCUCAAUUAUGUAUUUAGAGUAAAGUGACGGUUCGAAAACACAAACCUGAGCUCUUGGGAAAGGGUCAAAUGUCGAAAGAAGUGUUCAUAAUACCUAAUGUUUAUUUAAAGCCGUGCAACAACAAAAAAAAACAGUGCUUUCAGAUGAUUUACCUAAAGGAAUAUCAAAGCAAUCUCACGGAAAACCAUGGAACAAGAUGCAAGACUGGUAUAUCCUAAUCAUGGCAAACACUAUCGCCACGAAGAGCAUUUAAUCAAAGAUUGUUCAUGGAAUGGCUCAAUGCCAAUUGAUAUUCUGAUAGGAAAUGUAUUCAGCCUCCCAGAAUUGUCACUACGCAUUGCAGAAAAGGGUUCUUUUGAAAGUCAAGUCAACCCAACUUCAGAUAUUUAGCCAAACACCAACUGAACGACAAGAUCAGGCCAACAAUCUCCCGAAACAUGGUACUGCCAUACCUUUUGUUCUAUCCUCAUCUGCUACAGAAAUCGGCUGCAAUGUAGAACUACCUACCUAAUAUCAAAGAAAUCUCACGGAAAACCAUGGAACAAGAUGCAAGACUGGUAUAUCCUAAUCAUGGCAAACACUAUCGCCACGAAGAGCAUUUAAUCAAAGAUUGUUCAUGGAAUGGCUCAAUGCCAAUUGAUAUUCUGAUAGGAAAUGUAUUCAGCCUCCCAGAAUUGUCACUACGCAUUGCAGAAAAGGGUUCUUUUGAAAGUCAAGUCAACCCAACUUCAGAUAUUUAGCCAAACACCAACUGAACGACAAGAUCAGGCCAACAAUCUCCCGAAACAUGGUACUGCCAUACCUUUUGUUCUAUCCUCAUCUGCUACAGAAAUCGGCUGCAAUGUAGAACUACCUACCUAAUAUCAAAGAAAUCUCACGGAAAACCAUGGAACAAGAUGCAAGACUGGUAUAUCCUAAUCAUGGCAAACACUAUCGCCACGAAGAGCAUUUAAUCAAAGAUUGUUCAUGGAAUGGCUCAAUGCCAAUUGAUAUUCUGACAGGAAAUGUAUUCAGCCUCCCAGAAUUGUCACUACGCAUUGCAGAAAAGGGUUCUUUUGAAAGUCAAGUCAACCCAACUUCAGAUAUUUAGCCAAACACCAACUGAACGACAAGAUCAGGCCAACAAUCUCCCAAAACAUGGUACUGCCAUACCUUUUGUUCUAUCCUCAUCUGCUACAGAAAUCGGCUGCAAUGUAGAACUACCUACUAGUCCUCCUCUUUCAGCCAAUUGUGAAUCAUUUGAACUUUCCCUCUGAAGUCUUGAAUGUCAAAACUGUAGAGGAUGAAUAUAAACUCAGCAGAAAAAGAAAUGUCCUCUCACUGUCAACUGCAUUUAUUUUCAGCAAACUUAACGUGUAAAUAUUUGUAUGAACAUGAUUCAACAACUGAGACAUAAACUGAACAAGUUCCACAGACAUCUGACUAACCGUAAUGGAAUAAUGUGUCCCUGAACAAGGGGGGUCAAAAUCAAAAGUAACAGUCAGUAUCUGGUGUGGCCACCAGCUGCAUUAAGUACUGCAGUAAAUCUCCUCAUGGACUGCACCAGAUUUACCAGUUCUUGCUGUGCGAUACCCCACUCUUCCACCAAGGCACCUGCAAGUUUCCAGACAUUUCUGAGGGGAUUGGCCCUAACCCUUAUCCUCCGAUCCAACAGUUCCCAGACGUGCUCAAUGGGAUUGAGAGCCGGGCUCUUUGCUGGCCAUGGCAGAACACUGACAUUAAUGUCUUGCAGGAAAUCACGCACAGAAUGAGCAGUAUGGCUGGUGGCAUUGUCAUGCUGGAGGGUUAUGUCAGGAUGAGCCUGCAGGAAGGGUACCACAUGAGGGAGGAGGAUGCCUUCCCUGUAACGCACAACUUUGAGAUUGCCUGCAAUGACAACAAACUCAGUCCGAUGAUGCUGUGACACCGCCCCAGACCUGACGGACCCUCCACCUCCAAAUCGAUCCCUCGCCAGGGUACUGGUGUAAUGCUCAUUCCUUCGACGAUAAAUGCAAAUCUGACCAUCACCCCUUGUGAGAGAAAACCGCGACUCGGCAGUGAAGAGCACUUUUUGCCAGUCCUGUCUGGUCUAGCGACGGUGGGUUACAAUUUGUUGCCCUGGCCACAUCUGCAGUCCUCAUGCCUCCUUGCAUGCCUAAGGCAUGUUCACGCAGAUGAGCAGGGACCUUGGGCAUUUUCUUUUGGUGUUUUUCAGAGUCAGUAGAACGGUGUCUUCAGUGUCCUAAGUUUUUAUAACUGUGACCUUAAUUGCCUACUGUCUUUAAGCUGUUAGUAUCUUAACGACUGUUCCACAGCUGCAUGUUUGUUAAUUGUUUAUGGUUCAUUGAACAAGCAUGGGAAACAGUGUUUAAACCCUUUACAAUGAAGAUCUGUGAAGUUAGUUGGAUUUUUACGAAUUAUCUUUGAAAGACAGGAUCCUGAAAAAGGGACAUUUAUUUUUUUUCCUAAGUUUAUUUUUUCAGUGUCGUCAGUUACUCAACCUUCCCCAAAAUGGGCUGAAAGAUAUUUGAAAGUGCCAAGAAAUAGGCUUAGAAUUGAAUGUCGGAAUUGGAGCAAAAUAUUAUUUUGAUUUGCAUUUUUACUGGCUAAUGCUGUAAUGGUUGAGGUUUUGGAUUUAGGUAAGUGGAUUAGUAGAGCUUGCCAACAUGAUGGCUGAGAUAUUGUAGAAUACAACUUUGAUCUUCUUUUGCAAAAUGAGUAACGAUAUGACUUUAAAAAUGGCCAGAAGCAAGAUGCAUUACAAGAGAAGAAAACCUGGGUGGUUAACAGAAGUGUUUGAACUUCCUGAUCCAAAGACAAUGAAAGCAGGACAAUACUCCCUUACAUGGGCAAAAACAUAUUGGCAUACAGUGCCUUCGGAAAGUUUUCAGACCCCUUGACUUUUUCCACAUUUUGUUACGUUACAGCCAUAUUGUAACAUUUAUUAAAUUAAACAAUGUCCUUAGCAAUCUGCGUUCCAAAGUGCUACCCACGCUGCAAGGAAAUAGGCCUGGACCUCGACAUUGCAUCCAAACCUGCAAAAAACAAAACUUAAAUUUCAGUUACUGGUAAUGGUGUAAAUAUUUACUAAUAGGAUGUAAAAAGGCUAAAGGAUAUGCGUCUUUUAUCUCUGAUAGCCUAGAAUACAUUUUUGAUCUUAAAGUGGAACUGACAGCGUUUUAGCAAUAUGUAAUCUUAGAUCUGUUCAUAUACAUCCCAGGAAGAUUAUAUAUAUUUUUAUUUACCGUUUUCAGACACGUGAUCACUUUUAGAUAUGGUCGUUUUUAUAAAUUCAUUGAAUGUUUGAGAAUGAAAUAUAGUAAGGCAUUUGUGAAAAUUCUAUAAGAAUAUAGUCAGAGGUGUCCACAUACUUUUGUGUAUGGGAUUUGUGUUAACGGUUAAAUCUUUAAAUAGUGGAUUUUGCAGAUUCCCUUGGCCUCCUGUUGGUUCACUUUUGUUCUUGCUGUGAAGACUGAUUUAUUUCUAGACGUAUUUUUUCUUCCCCAUUAAACGACAUGUUCAUUGACUAGCCUAACUUUUCUACCUUUCAAAGCCUCUGUAGAUGAACCUCCUGAUCUUUUUUGAUGUGAAAAAUCCUAUGGAUAAUCUUUCUUUUUGCAAGUUUGUUUUUCAGCCAUUUUUGGAGUGACUUAUCAGUGGGCUAUUUCUAUUUCAUAAAAAAAAAAAAAUUUGAGGAGAGAUUAAGAAAGACACUGCAUCAAGACUUGCUUUGCAGUUACCCAUACUUUUCUAUUUUAAGGUCAACUAUGAAGUGAAAGUAUUUUUAUUUUUAAGGACACUUUCAUUGACAUUCUCAGGUGUUCCUCUGACACCUGUGGCAUUACAAGGUAUGCAAGUAAAUGUGUGACUGAGAUGCACAUUGCAGCUUUUUCUACUGCUUGCCAUUCAAACUUUAAAACUUGCAAACCGGUCUAUCCGGGAUCCUUGAGACAUCGCUACCGCAUUGUUUUGAAACACCAUGGAAACACUAAGAAUGUACAGCAACUUUUUUUUAAUGUCUACUUGGCAUUUUCUUUGUUGGACUUUUUGUCACCUUUUUUAGACAAAUGAGUGGAUUGUCUUUGUUUAUAUUUUAAUGAAUAAAUAUCUACUUUUUUUUGUCAUUUAGACACUUAUCCAAGUGCUUACAGGUUCGUGGAUGUUUUUGUGAUAUACAUUUUUCUGAGCAGAUGUUAGUUUCAGCCAUUUUUGGAGGCUGAUUUAUUUUAUUUUUUUCCUUUUUUUUCUUGGGAGGAUUAACACACUUUUUUGAAAGUCUUCAUACUUCUCCCAUUUGUGGACUGCUUAAAAGGAGUUUCUUUCUGGCAUACUUUGGAGUGUCUUUGGAACAAAGGGUGCUGCGUCUCUGUGUCAACCGGCUGAGCAUGCGCCCCAAAAGCAGAAUGGUCUUUCCGUCCUUUCUGCUAAGUUUGACAGAACUCUUCAGAAACUACCAUGGUGGUUUCCAGCUUCAGCCAGCCCAGGACUUUAAGAUAGACCGUCUGUCUGGCCUCUCUUAGGUCUCCUGCAACAAACACCACACCUUCCGCUCAUGAUCCCCUCACCGCUCAAAUGGCUCCUCGCCAAGUCCCCACACACCACCCUACGCCAACGCCAACCGAUCUACUCCCCACGUAGUGAGAAUGGUACGCCCCGGCUCUAUGAUUAGACCUCAUUGCUGUCGGAAGAUACCACUCCAGAGCGGGGGUGGUCGCCUGUGAGGAAUGGACACAGCGGGAGGGGCAAAAUGGACCAAUGGGAGUGCAGUGCUGAGAGGGGAGGUAGGAACACUCAACCCCUCCCCCUGAGCCCCCUCCGCAGGACUGAACCCUCUCGACAGGGAGGGAGAGGGGGGACUGGGACAGACAGGGAAGGGGAAACAAGUGAACAGAUAUUCGCCAGGACAGUUGCAGAAUGGCCACCAUGGAAACAUACCACCUGUACUAGUUCAGGACAUGAGAUCGCCACGUUGACCAUCUUUAAGACGAAACAGUCUCUGGGUAUCAGUAUCUCAGGAGGGAUGGAGAAUGAGAUGAUGUUUCCAGGAGGAGCUGCCUCUACCAGUGACGCUCUGAUGGCGAGGUAUGAGCUGGUUUCAGUGGACGGUGAGUCUCUGCAGCGUGUGACCCAUCCGCAUGCAGUGUUCAGCAACAAGGCCAAUGACCCAGUGGUGUUCGUCAAGAUUUUCAAGGGAACAGCUGACUUGCAUCAGAGGAAUCCACUGUCAGGCUUACACAAGUACUACACACAGUAUUUUUAUUGAACCUUUAUUUAACUAGGCAAGUCAGUUACAAUGACGGCCUACAGCGGCCAAACCCGGAAGACGCUAGGCCAAUUGUGCGCCGCCCUAUGGGACUCCCAAUCACAAACAUAUGUGAUGCAUUCUGGAUUCGAACCAGAGACUGUAGUGACGGCUCUUGCACUGAGAUGUAGUGCCUUAGACCGCUGCCCCACUCGGGAGCCCAGUACUACUGGCCUGUCUACAAGGAUGCUCUGAGGUGCAGUUCACCCAUCCACUGGAAAUUAUCUGAAAUGGUGUUCAAACCAGAACACAUGUCGACUUAAAGAGGAGGAGAUGGCUCGCUCCAGCUAGGCUGUAAUGGAAGGGAAUGGUCUAUUCUCAGAGGAGAGCAGCAUGGGUACCUCGACACUGACCAAUAAGCUUGCUUCUCCUCUAGGGCAAAAAGGAUAAUGGUUGUUUCCAUAGCAAACAGGAAAUACUGCCAAAAUUAAAAUGUUUUUACAUUUUGUUGUAACUGCAGUCGACAUGUGGGACUACUGUGCUUGCUUUGUGUAUAACAAUAAUGUGAUAAAUACUAUUUAUCAAAGAUGGA